AUGGGAGACUCGCGUAAAGAGAGGACCCAAUCUAUUGUCAAAAGAAAGCGGCCGAAUGGAACAAUCACGAGCAAGACACAAAUUCAAGCAUCGGUCUUGAUGGAGCCACAUGUGCAAGAGGAACAAUUACAUUCUUUUUCAGCUUCAGUAAACACUCCAAGCGAAUCCUCCUGUCCCAUUUGCUCGAGCAAUAAUAGUUGCCAAACAGUUCGCUCGAGAACAAAGUUGAUGAAUACUUUGAUAGAGACAGGGAAGCCUCGCGAAGUCCACUCUGUUUUCAAAGGUUUAAUGGAAGAAGGACACAGGCCGACCCUCGUAACAUAUACAACUGUUUUAACCGCACUUACUCUGGAGAAGCGUUUCAAGUCAAUUCCGUCACUCCUUAAUAAGGAAACAUUAAGGAAGCAAUGA
This is a messenger RNA of Fraxinus pennsylvanica, 411 nucleotides long. Lineage: Eukaryota; Viridiplantae; Streptophyta; Magnoliopsida; Lamiales; Oleaceae. The record is from the annotation of a GenBank genome assembly.